GCACCACCUGGCCUCUUCUCUCUCUUCUACGUCACUUCACGCGUGACUCAUUCCCUUCUCUUACCCUCUCUCGCGGUCGCCGGAGUGCACACUCUGGAGUUCACCUGCAUGACACCGUGGCCUUUUGCCUUCUUUUGAGCCCGUCAUUGCCCACAGCCAAGUCCCACGGUGGACAUCUAUGAUCUGCUUCCCGACCGUGAUUGUAUCUCUACCACAUCACUCACACCUUACACUGUCAUAUACAUCACACACAUACAAUGGAUAAUUUACUAGACUCGUCGCUCGACGCCCCUCAACUCACCAUCUCCCCCGCCGACACCUCCCUGAGUAGUCCUACCCCGGAGGUCAAGGCCGAGUUUGAGAUCGACGUUGACGUCGACGUCGACGUCGAGGAAGAGGAAGAGGAAAAAACAGAAGAAAAGAAACCUGUUAAGAAGAGAAAGUCAUGGGGCCAGGAACUCCCGACCCCAAAGACAAACUUGCCGCCUCGAAAACGAGCCAAGACUGAAGACGAGAAGGAACAGCGCCGCAUUGAGCGUGUCCUCCGCAACAGAGCUGCGGCUCAAACGUCACGAGAGCGUAAGCGCCUCGAAGUAGAGAAACUCGAGGGCGAGAAGAAGAGGAUGGAGCAACAGAACCAGUUCUUACUGCAACGCCUCACACAGAUGGAAGUCGAAAACAACCGACUAAACCGCCAGGUGGCUCAGCUGUCUGCCGAGAUCCGUGGAUCUCGCGGUACAACCCCCAAGUCCGUGGUGUCCGACCUGGAGUCGCCCACCCUGACGCCUACCUUGUUUAAACAGGAGCGAGACGAGCUCCUCAUGGACAAAAUCCCUUUCCCCUCACCUUCUCUCACCGAUUACUCCCCCAGUCUCAAGCCCGCUGAUCUGGCUGAGGCCUCCGAUUUGACACAACAUCCUGCAGCGGUGUUGUGCGACCUGCAGUGUCAGUCGAAGGCUUCGAAGGAGCAGACGGAGCACGAGUCCUAUUUGACACCAAAUCAGAACUGGAUAACGCUGCCAAUGACCUGGCAGCUCCUCUGUCUGACGAUGACUUCCGCCGCCUAUUCAACGGUGAUUCUCCCGCUGCUUCAGAUACUGAACUCUAUGAAAGCGGGCUCCCCUUUGACCUUCUCGACGGAGGAGACCUACCGACUUUUGCCUUUGAUUCAUUGGUUGAUUUCGACCCCGAGCCUGUCGCCCUCGAUGGCGGCGUCGACUCGUCGAUCGGUCUUUCGGAAGAGAGUGCUCUCCAGACUACUGGCAUGCAGCCCAGCCUUGGCGCGUCCACUACGCGAUGCGACGGGCAAAGCAUUGCAGCUAGCGGUUAAUGCAGCCUCUCUUCGCCAGACCGGUUCGGCCGUUGACGACGUUGUUGUGGGAGGACCGACGUGGGAGUCGCUGAUGACCAUGGCAUGGGCGAUUGAUUCGAUCCGUCGCAAGUCCAGCAAGAAGGCGCGCAAGACAAGAAUGAAACGACAAAUGAAGGCAUCACACGGGAGCAUGCGGAGUUUAUGGCGUUCUGCGGAUUGUAUUGUUAGUGGGAAAGUUCAAAGAGAUAACACACAUUGUAAAUUAAAUUGAUUCAUACAAUUCAAGUAUUCAUUAAAUUAUUCCU
Messenger RNA from Talaromyces proteolyticus, 1617 nucleotides. RefSeq lists its product as uncharacterized. Lineage: Eukaryota; Fungi; Ascomycota; Eurotiomycetes; Eurotiales; Trichocomaceae. Gene Ontology annotation, biological process: positive regulation of transcription by RNA polymerase II. Gene Ontology annotation, molecular function: DNA-binding transcription factor activity, RNA polymerase II-specific. Bases 258 to 1583 code for a protein of 441 amino acids. The transcript is spliced from 2 exons. The record is from RefSeq and is a predicted model, not a curated record.